Molecule: messenger RNA, 1322 nt
Organism: Phlebotomus papatasi
Lineage: Eukaryota; Metazoa; Arthropoda; Insecta; Diptera; Psychodidae
Gene: Aptx
Product: aprataxin-like protein
Exons: 2
Coding region: 66-605 (179 amino acids)
Biological process (GO): single strand break repair; double-strand break repair
Cellular component (GO): nucleus
Molecular function (GO): double-stranded RNA binding; single-stranded DNA binding; mismatched DNA binding
Source: RefSeq, a predicted model, not a curated record
UCAUAAUUAAGUCAGCUGUUCGGUUUCAUUCGUUUAAUAAUUUUUAUUCAUUUAUACCAAUAAAAAUGAGUCAUUGGUCACAAAAUUUGUUAAAAUCAAUGCAAGACCCUCAAGCAAUUUUGAUUAAGAGUGAAUUACUAACUGUGAUCCAGGACAAGUACCCUAAAGCUAAACAUCAUUAUCUCAUUCUUCCACAUCAAAACAUUGAAAGUAUUUUUCAGUUGAAAAGGUGCCACUUGUCUUUGCUAGACGAGAUGGAAUUAAUGGCUAAGAAUACUGUAGAAAUAAUUGGAGGAAAACUCAGUGACUUCAAGAUAGGUUAUCAUGCUCAACCGAGUAUGAAGAGACUGCAUCUCCAUACCAUUUCUAAUGACUUUAUCUCAUCCAGCCUGAAAACGAAGAAACACUGGAACAGCUUCAACACAGACUUGUUCAUCCCAGCGAGAAAAUUGUACGAUAUGCUUGAGAAUCAGGGAAAAAUCGAGAGAUAUCCAGCGCAUGUAGUUAAUACUCUGCUUUCCCAGGAUUUACAAUGCAACAAAUGUUCUUACAUAGCAGAGAAUAUGCCAAAUCUUAAACAACAUCUUUUAUUGCAUGAUAAAUAAUACAAAAUAUGCAAUAUUUAUGUACAAAAUCUUAGUCGAAUUUUCGACCAAUUAACUUUUCACUUUCACUCCAGAGUUUGAGAGAAUCUUCAUCUCUGAUCCGUGCCUUGGACUUGGUUUGUUUUAGGUUCACGAUCAAAUAAUUUGUUCCGGGAUUUUUUUCGUCAGUGUUGACAUCAUCUGUGGCGCAGUGAAUUAUAUUUUGAGCUCCCUGACGAGCAGAUCUCAAAUACCACCAGGCAAUUGGUGAAAAAAGGAUAUAGUGGUACCACUUUGGAUUGUAGUCUCUGAAAAAAUCAGUAUGACACAGUCCUGGACAGAGAACAUGAGCAUCAUAGCCUUUGCGAUACAACUCUUUAGCGAAGUAAAAAUUGGCUAACUUUGAGUUAUUAUAAUGCCGAUUAGUUCUCUCCCUAUUAGGAGGAGUCACCCAUUUUCCCAAAUUCUCGAAGUCUAGAAAUGCCUUUUCAUGCAUUUUCGACGAUACUACAACAAUCCUUGAAUUGUUUUGUUUGAUCACAUCACUAAGGAGACUCGUGAGCAGAAAGUGACCCAAAUGAUUCACCCCAAAAUGCAACUCAAAAUUUUCCUUUGUGUACUGUUCAGUUUUAAUAGCUAAUCCAGCAUUAUUGAUCAGGCAAUCAAAAUGAGGAUGUUCCAUCUUCAGUUUUGCAGCAAAAGCUCUAACAGAGUCAAAGGAUGCCAGAUCCAGUUCCA